UGUUUGUAUAUGUCAAAAAUACGUGUUUGUUUUCGUGCUUCACGAAUUUUACGAUUCUGAAAAGAUUCGAAAAAUGGUCUUCUUGGCGAUUAUUCGCCUUAAUUAGUAAUUAUUAAGUCUUUAAUUUAGUGAAUAAAUAUUAGAGAAUAAACGCACUAAACCAAACUAUGUCAGAUAAAGAAGAUUCUACCAAAAAUUUUGAUAAAAAGGUGCUAGAUGACGAAGCAUUAGAAAAACUGGCUGUUGAAGAGUUAAUGCGGGAAGCUGUCCAAGGCGCCGCCAGAGCCGAAUUAGUGGGUCCCUCCGGCUGGAUUAAAGCUCCACAACAAAAAACCAAUAAACGCUUCCUCGUCAACACGCUGCGGAAUGCAGUGAGCUCCAACAAAUACCAUCAUUCCAAAACCUACAAACGUUCUCUUAGCAAAUCACCAAAGCGUGAAUCCUACCCUAAACCCACCAUUAAAAAGGACAAAUCGAAGAAAAAGCACUAAGAUGGCUGAAUACGACGUACAGAGUAUGUUAAAUAAUAUAUUUGAUAUUGACGAUUUGAAUACCUGGAAACCAUCAGAAAAAAUUCUUCUUGUAAUUAAGGAAAUAGACACAAUUAAAAAUGAUACAAAAACCUUUUUGGGUAAUAGUGAUCAUGAUUUAGAUGCAAUUUUGAAGGAGAGUCUUGAGUUGACACAGGAGAGCAAGUCUGUGGUAGAUGACAUGGAACAAUGUAGACAAGAAAUCGAACAAGAAACUAUGGCUGAAGUACUUCGGUCUAUUGAGAGCCAUGACUAUAUCACUAAGGAGUUACAGUCUGUUGAAUUUGCAUUAAAUAUUGUAAGUGAUGUGUUGCAAUGUGGCAAGUAUGUGAAGGAAUUCGAGGACGGUCGGCAGGCCUCAAGCUUUACCCGUGCCGUUGAAGCAGUGUAUGACUUACUGCAGUACAUUGAAUUGCCUGCUGAAGGCUUUAAAGAUCUCGAUUUAUACAGCAACACAAGGCACACCGGCCAACUAAUUUUAGAUAAUUUACUUCAUGAUUUAUAUGCCGAGUGGGAUAGAUUAGUUGUUACUGAUGUCAAAACUGGUAAUCGUAGGACUAUUGUUAACAUUACUCUUAACUUAGAUGAUUCAAGGAUCGUAUCUGAUAUCUUGAACGCUCUAGAAAAGAGCAAGAAACUGGCUGAAAAGGUAACUACAUUUUCACAGUUUCUAAUGAAAGAUGUAAUUCAACCGAUUAUUAAUAAUGAGUGCGUCGUUUUUGCUGAGACAGACGAGUUUAUGAAUGUUACUAUUAAUCAUAAACCAGAUUUCAAACCUACCUAUGAUGCAGUCAUUGCCAAUUUAAGACUGCUGUUCCAUUACCUCAGUAACAAGCUCAAUUUUGAAUUCAGAAGGGACAUGACCCUAAUGAAAAUGAUUGGGUCUCAGCUAAGUGUUGAGUUUAGGGACCUCUUGGUGAAGGACUGUCUCAUUCACACAAUACCGAAUAACAUUAAUGAGCUUCAGACCUAUGGUGUAAUUACAUCAGAAAUUGAAAAUUUCCAGCAUUUCUUAGCUAUGCUUAAAUUUUUCCCUGAUGAGAAUUUUUCAAUAUUGGAAUAUGUUAAUAAUAUUGAUGUUCUCUUUGCUGACAAGUCAAGUCAGUACUUCUUGGAGUCAGCCCGUCAGAUAAUGCUCAAAGAUUUGAGUGUGACCAUGUCAAUUGGUGUUGAAAAUAUACCAGAGGAUAAUGCAGGGUCCAGCUCAGCACCUGAUGAGAGUUUGGCAGAAGCACUAAAGAUUUUGGAUAAGACAAUCCCAAAGAGUCUGUUCUACUUCCCAAGGUGCAUGAUAUCUCGAACAGCCCAAGAGCUGCUGGAUCUGGUGUAUGUGAUGAUGGAGCAAGCGGUUCAAUGCUCGGAUGUGGUGUCCAAGAAAUUGUACAACACUACUCGCCUCGUCUUUGAACUGUAUGAUGCAGUUGUUCCUUAUCACCAUGAAAAGUACUUGCAGACUAUACCCCAGUAUGUAGCUCUGUUCCACAACAACUGCAUGUACCUUGCGCACAACCUGCAAACGUUCGGUGACAAGUGGCUGAUCCUGAUGGAGGGCCGGGAGCUGGACUACCCCAUCAGCUUCGUGGACCUGGUGCCGCGCCUGCGCGAGCUGGGCUGCCGGCACCUCGCCGCGCACAUGCAGCAGCAGCGGAAGCAGAUCCUCGACAACAUCAGGUCCUCGGAUCUGAACUGCAUCGUGGUGAAGGACGUCCUCGGCGACAACGCGGAGGCGGCCGUGCGCCAGUGCCUGCGCCAGCUGCACCUGCUCAAGAACGUCUGGGUCGGCAUCCUGCCCAACAACGUCUUCACCAGGUUGAUGUCAACUCUAGUCAACAUGUUUGUUGAAGAGCUGAUCCACCGCGUGUGCACGGUGGAGGACAUCUCCAUGGAGAUGGCCAGCCAGCUCACCGACAUGUACUCCGUCGUGGUGCAGAAGGCGCCGCAGCUGCUGCAGAGCCCAUCGGACGUGGAAACCCACGUGGCGUCCUGGACCAAGCUGUCCCUCCUGAUCUUCGUCCUCGGCGGUUCCCUCAAGGACAUCGAGGCGCACUGGCGCGACGGCACCGGUCCGCUGUCCGUGCACUUCCGCACCGAGGAGCUCCGCAGCCUCAUCAAAGCCCUGUUCCAGAAUACACAGUUCCGCGCCAACUUGCUGGCCAAAAUUAAGUAAACAUGUAAUCCCCAGUCAUUUAUGUAUUUAUUACUAUCAAUAAAUAUUGGUGUUAUAUGGUCA
This is a messenger RNA of Ostrinia furnacalis (Asian corn borer), 2760 nucleotides long. It is a transcript of the gene Zw10, whose product is annotated as Zeste-white 10 kinetochore protein. Gene Ontology annotation, cellular component: RZZ complex. NCBI's taxonomy places the organism in Eukaryota, Metazoa, Arthropoda, Insecta, Lepidoptera, Crambidae. Gene Ontology annotation, biological process: endoplasmic reticulum to Golgi vesicle-mediated transport; mitotic spindle assembly checkpoint signaling. Bases 493 to 2697 code for a protein of 734 amino acids. The record is from RefSeq and is a predicted model, not a curated record. The transcript has 6 exons.